GUCUUUCGGGGUGUGCAAACAUAUUUCUCAUUUCUCGUCUGCAGUGCCUAAUCAUUUGAUUAAAUCAUCCACCUCUGCAUCUUGUGAUCCAGAAUGAACACCUCUAUCAGCUAUCUUGUUAACAGCACUGGCAGGAAGCUGACCAUGGCCACAACCACCCCAGCCUUCAGUGCUUUCAGUACCUUAAGGGAGAAUUCAUUUGUAGAAGACUUAUCAGGCUCUACUACAUCAUCCUUCACUGAAAACAUCUCUGCAACCACAGAUUAUUACUAUUCCUACUACACUGAUGAGGAUUUUGGCAGAUGUGUGUAUGAGCGUCACGGGGCAAAUUUCCUUCCAUCCCUCUACUCGAUUUUCUUCAUCCUCGGGCUUCUGGGUAACUCUCUGGUCAUCUGGGUCAUUGCUUGUGGGGUUCGUCUCCGCAGCAUGACCGACGUGUGUCUCCUAAAUUUGGCUGUUGCAGACCUUCUCUUGGUGUGCUCCCUUCCCUUCCUAGCCCACCAAGCCCGGGACCAGUGGCUGUUUGGGGAUGCAAUGUGCAAAGUUGUCCUGGGUGUUUAUCAUAUUGCUUUUUACUGUGGGAUCUUCUUCAUCAGCCUAAUGAGCAUCGACCGUUACUUGGCUAUAGUACACGCUGUUUAUGCUAUGAGAGCACGGACAAGGUCCUUCGGAAUGACUGCAGCUGCUGUUACUUGGGUGGCUGGAUUUUUUGCAUCUUUCCCAGACCUCAUCUUUCUCAAACAGCAGUCUACUGGAGAUACUUCUCAGUUUUGUUUCCCAGCAUAUCCCACAGUUGCUUUGGAUGAUAUCAGUUCUUCCAACCUUCACUUCUGGAGGAUCUUCAGCCUUUUUAAAAUGAAUAUUUUGGGUCUAUUUAUCCCAGUUGUCCUCAUGGGUUUCUGCUACUCACAGAUCAUCUGGAGGCUACUGGGGAGCCGGUCAUCCAAAAAACAGGCCAUCCGUUUAGUUCUCAUAGUGGUAGCUGUGUUCCUCUGCUGCUGGGUUCCCUACAACGUUGCAUCGUUCUUCAAAGCAAUGGAGCUAUUACACAUCUAUAUAGAAUGCAAAAGCAGCAAAGACAUCCGACUGGCUUUACAAAUCACUGAAGCCAUUGCCUACUCUCACAGUUGCCUCAACCCCAUCCUGUAUGUGUUUGUUGGGGAGAAGUUCAGGAGACAGCUGCUGAAGAUGAUAAACAGGUCUCCCUGCAGGAAGAUGAUCAAGGUCUUCAUACCUCAGGACAGAAUCCCCGGGUCAGUCUACUCACAGACCACCAGCCUGGACGAGAGGAGCACUGCUGUGUAAAGUGGGAGUGUGUUUGUGGUUAUGUGUGUUCCUGUUACUUACUAUCUUACUAUCUGUGGUUGUCUGCACAAUGACGCCAAUUCUUAUGAAGUAAAGUAGAGGUAAUUCUCAUUUCUUACUGGCCAUUUUAAGACUUCAGUUAUCAUAUAUGUUAUAUAUAUAUAUAUAUAUAUAUAUAUAUAUAUAUAUAUAUAUAAUGGGGGAUGCAUGUGUGAUAUGUAUCCUUUUGAGAGGUGUGAGUGUGAUUUAAUGGUCUCAUGAUUUUGUAAUAUAUAUAUAUUUCAAGUGUUUAAGUUUUAUAGGCUACAUAAGAAUGUUUAAUGAACUUGUACUGUACAUAUGGUUUUUGAUAAUUAUUUUUAAGAAUAUAUUUUUAGUGACUUGAUAAUGAAACAGAUUGUAUCUGCACCUGAAAUUGUUUCAAUCAAAUCAUAUGCUGAAGUGCGGAACUGUGUCAAUUGUAACAGCUGUCAACAACGUCAGUGUUCGAAACCUCAGCAACCUCAUUUAAUCAUCAGCUGCCGAAAGAAACAACAGGCGUUCUGCAACAAUCCAGAGGCUGGUCUAGAUAGAGGCUAGAUACUGAUCAUUUCCUUGCAUUCAGUUAGGGAAGACACCAUUAUGAAAAGUGCAACAAAUAUAAGCUUUUAUCUGCACAUGAUGACCCCCUCUGCACAACUGCAUCAGUUUUGUCUGUAUCAAACUGCUGUACAGCAAAAACAAAAAGGUCCCGGUGCAGUUGUCUACUUUUGUAAGUUUCAUAGCUGCAGAUUUGCACUUAACCGCGACCUAGAGAAAACCACAACAUGGAAGGGGAAGUACUAUCUAAGGUUGUCAGGUUGUCAGUUUAAACUUUGCAGUUGCUGUGCACAAGUGAGCAUUUCACUGCCAACAUUUUAAACUAUUUCUGCAACAUUUCUACUGAAAUUGAUCAACAUUUCACAACUAAAGGUAAUUUUCUGAUAAGAUUUUAAGGAGUAUAAUGACAUGAUACAACUAAUUACUAUGCUUUAAUUAAGAAAUACCCUUAUUAAAUCAUCAUACUCUACUAUAUUAAUAAUAAUAUAAUAAUAAUCCUUAUUUGUAGAGCACUUUUAAAAAACAAGUUACAAAGUGCUUUAACAAGUGUAAAGAAUAAUACAAAAAAAACAAGAUAAGAGCAUGAAAAAUUAAUAUAAAAUAUAAAUAUUAAGUCAUUAACCACAGCUCCUCUCAUUUUCACAAAGUUGGAUGACUCCAUAAAGACAGAUAUUAAAAAGAACUGUCAAAAUUGAAGCAGCAGAGGCUGAAUAACAUCUGAUGUCCAGUCCCUAGUGGAUCAAGGUCCAUCACCACCGAAUCCUACAAUUCCCAUAAUGCAACUAGAUAGCGUCUUUCAUUAAACCCUCCCUGCCUGGUAAAUGCAUGUAUUUUAAACUCCAUGUUUGUAGUGCAGGCUUUCUAUUAUAUUAUUGGAGAUGGUGAUGGAGCAGUGGAUAUGACACGUGCCUUUGGUGUGAGAAAUCCGGGUUCAAUUCCCACUUUGACACAUCCACCAAUAUAACACACUUAACCCCCGAGUUGCUCCAGAGUCAUGUGACCUCUGAUGUAUAUAGCUUCAGCUAAAUGAAUGAAUAUAAAUUUAAUGUAUAAAUGUGUCUUGAAGCCCAAGCUGAGAUACCCUGAUAACUUCCUUCAGAAGAGCAGCCGAGUGUUUAUGAUGCAUACCUUAUAACUGCAACAUGCACAGUUUGAUAUGAGCUGGGGACCUUUGCUGCAUGUCAACCCUCUCUCUCUCCCUGCCCUUCCUUAGUGUAGCUCUACUAUUGCUAUCAAAUAAAGGCAAAAUGCCAACAAAAUAUUCUUUUUAAAAAAAGCUCUGUCAGACUUCAACUCUUUUCACAGACUGGAGUACUGACCUUGCCUUGUAAACCUACUAUAACAUAUACAUUAGGUGGAGUGCUGCUCACACAUUAACAGUUUUCAGGCUGAAAAUCAACAAAGUGGCCCCUAAAUGCUAGCAGUCAGUAAAGUGACCCAUGUUUUCUAGGUUGAGGCAGUUUCAACAUUUUCAUUCGCUGAAUUACAUCAUAUAACAUUUGUUUCUAUUGCAUUCUAUUCUCAAGAGAAUCAUCGUUUUGAGAACAGUUUGUUGUUGUUACAGCAAUGCACACUGAUGUCAUAUACGCAGACUGGAUGUGCCAACAAUAGCAGAUAUUUUUCUAAUGUUGAUGUAAUGCUAAACAUGUAGAUUUUAAGCUUUUGCCCUUUUCCAAUAAAAUUUUAUCAUGAAAAUACCUCAAA
Micropterus salmoides (largemouth bass) is the source of this 3588-nucleotide messenger RNA. RefSeq names its product cabz01093075.1 (gene ccr8.2). Lineage: Eukaryota; Metazoa; Chordata; Actinopteri; Centrarchiformes; Centrarchidae. Gene Ontology annotation, biological process: immune response; G protein-coupled receptor signaling pathway; chemotaxis. Gene Ontology annotation, cellular component: membrane. The transcript is spliced from 3 exons. The record is from RefSeq and is a predicted model, not a curated record. Gene Ontology annotation, molecular function: chemokine receptor activity. Bases 94 to 1305 code for a protein of 403 amino acids.